AUGUCUCUCCCACCUAACGUUCACGUCUCCUCUCACCCCUGUCUCCAAGCCAAGCUCUCUCUCAUCCGCUCGUCUUCCACCACCCCGCGCGAGACAAGAGGCUUGGUCCAUGACAUUUCCAACAUCCUAGGCGUGGAAGCCUUUACAGGGCUGAAGCUGGCCAAGACAGGAACAGACAAAACCCCACUUGGAAUCGAAUACGAAACCCAGGGAAUCGACCCAGCAGACCUAGCUUUAGUGCCAAUCCUUCGAUCUGGCCUAGGAAUGGUUGAUGCCCUGAACGACCUCCUCCCAACCCCAGUCCCAGUCUACCACCUGGGUCUCUUCCGCGAAAAGGUCACCCUGCAACCCGUAGAAUACUACAACAACCUCCCCUUCCACCGGUCGGAGCUGUCACCAGCCUCGCCAGCCUCGCUGAACGCAACGACCAACACCGCCGCCGCAAGCCUGGCCGUGCUGCUGGACCCGGUCAUUGCGACUGGCGCGACGGCCGAGGCGGCGAUUCUGUUGCUGCGCGAUUGGGGUGUGAAGAAGGUCAUUAUGCUUAGCUUGAUUGCCUCUGAGGAGGGAGUGAAGCGUGCGGCGGGGACUUGGGGUGAUGUGGAGGUUUGGGUUGGUGCUAUUGAUAAGGGCGUUGAUGAGAAGGGCAUGAUUGUGCCUGGUAUUGGAGAUAUUGGAGAUCGGUUGUUUGUUGCUGUUGGGAAGUAG
Penicillium paradoxum is the source of this 708-nucleotide messenger RNA. Its product is annotated as uracil phosphoribosyltransferase. The transcript has 3 exons. Lineage: Eukaryota; Fungi; Ascomycota; Eurotiomycetes; Eurotiales; Aspergillaceae. The record is from RefSeq and is a predicted model, not a curated record. Bases 1 to 708 code for a protein of 235 amino acids.